This is a messenger RNA of Lagenorhynchus albirostris (white-beaked dolphin), 1706 nucleotides long. It is a transcript of the gene VDAC3, whose product is annotated as voltage dependent anion channel 3. Bases 411 to 1262 code for a protein of 283 amino acids. The transcript is spliced from 9 exons. Gene Ontology annotation, cellular component: mitochondrial outer membrane. The record is from RefSeq and is a predicted model, not a curated record. Gene Ontology annotation, molecular function: voltage-gated monoatomic anion channel activity. Gene Ontology annotation, biological process: monoatomic anion transmembrane transport. NCBI's taxonomy places the organism in Eukaryota, Metazoa, Chordata, Mammalia, Artiodactyla, Delphinidae.
CCCAGGACUCUCCGGGCGUCAGGCCGGACGGGAGGUUGGUUUCGAGGGAAGUCGGGUCCUCGAACCCCGAACCCACCCCCGCCCCCGGCUUCCUCCCUGGCAUUGGAGUCCACCAUCAGGGGGGCUCUUCCACUCCCUGCCGCCGAGGGGAGGAUGCUGAAUGUGCACCUUCAAGGGGCGAGGCGAGCUGACGGUCCCGUUAGUAAUCGUGUGAAGCUGGGUUAUAACUAACCCGUCACCCCCAUCCCCCGACUGCGGCUCCUGCAACCCCGGUGCGCUGUGCGUGCCCACGGACAAGUGCAUUUGUAGUCAUGGAAAUGUGCGGAACGUGUCGUCUCUGGGGCUUCUCGAGUUUUUGCUUGAUCAUACCAGCAGUGCACUUCCCAUCAGGAUCCUGGGCCUGAAAAAAUAUGUGUAACACACCGACUUACUGUGACCUAGGAAAGGCUGCCAAGGAUGUCUUCAACAAAGGAUAUGGAUUUGGCAUGGUCAAAAUAGAUCUGAGAACCAAGUCAUGUAGUGGAGUGGAAUUUUCUACUUCUGGUCAUGCUUACACUGAUACAGGGAAAGCAUCAGGCAACCUAGAGACCAAAUACAAGAUUUGUAACUAUGGACUGACCUUCACCCAAAAGUGGAACACAGACAAUACUCUUGGGACAGAAGUCUCUUUGGAGAAUAAGUUGGCUGAAGGGUUGAAACUGACUCUUGAUACCAUAUUUGUACCAAACACAGGAAAGAAGAGUGGGAAAUUGAAGGCCUCCUAUAAACGGGAUUGUUUCAGUCUUGGCAGUAAUGUUGAUAUAGAUUUUUCUGGACCAACCAUCUAUGGCUGGGCUGUGUUGGCCAUUGAAGGUUGGCUUGCUGGCUAUCAGAUGAGUUUUGAUACAGCCAAAUCCAAACUGUCACAGAAUAAUUUUGCCCUGGGUUACAAGGCUGCAGACUUCCAGCUGCACACUCACGUGAACGAUGGCACUGAAUUUGGAGGGUCGAUCUACCAGAAGGUGAACGAGAAGAUUGAAACAUCAAUAAACCUCGCGUGGACGGCUGGCAGUAACAACACCCGUUUCGGCAUCGCCGCUAAGUACAAGCUGGACUGUAGAACUUCUCUAUGUGCUAAAGUGAAUAAUGCCAGCCUGAUUGGACUGGGUUAUACUCAGACCCUUCGACCAGGAGUGAAACUGACCCUGUCAGCUCUAAUCGAUGGAAAGAACUUCAAUGCAGGAGGGCACAAGGUCGGGCUGGGAUUUGAACUAGAAGCUUAAUGUGCUUUUGAAUAGAGCAUCAGCUUUGUCCCUGGAGGUGAAGAGAAGUCAACCCACUAUGUUUUGGCCUUAAAAUUCUUCUGUGAGAUUUCAAAGGUGUGAACUUCUUAUUCUUCCAAAGAAUUGUAAUCCUCCUCACACAGAAGCCUAGAUAUCGAGUCCAGCCUAAGGGAGGUGUGCCUGAAGGCAUGCCCGGAAGUUGUCAUGUUCGUGCCACGUUUCAGUUCAGUUCUGCAGUGUUAUUUUCAAUGUGUUGCUCAGCGACAGUGUAGUGUCAUGUUACAAAGGAGAUGACCCGACCCUCCAGUUGUCCAUCACGUCCUGCAUGUCCCACACCACUUUUUCAUGACCUUGUAAUAUAUCGGUCUCUGCGGUAGUGGAAUCUUUCGUUUUGCAUCAGAGUAAAAUAAAAUAAACCCAUCACAUUUGGAACAUAAUUGGUCA